This is a messenger RNA of Seriola aureovittata, 6305 nucleotides long. RefSeq names its product NEDD4 E3 ubiquitin protein ligase a (gene nedd4a). The coding region runs from base 196 to 2919 and encodes 907 amino acids. Gene Ontology annotation, molecular function: protein binding; ubiquitin protein ligase activity; sodium channel inhibitor activity. The record is from RefSeq and is a predicted model, not a curated record. The transcript has 29 exons. Lineage: Eukaryota; Metazoa; Chordata; Actinopteri; Carangiformes; Carangidae. Gene Ontology annotation, biological process: ubiquitin-dependent protein catabolic process; receptor internalization; receptor catabolic process.
GGAGGAGGAGGAUGGAUACAGUGAGUGACGACGGUGUCACAGUUAACAACAGGGUCAGGUUCACGGUUUCUACCAGUGUAUCGUUACCCACACAGACGGAGUCAUAGAGGCAUAGUAACCGCAGAAGAGACCACCGUUGGCCGGAUUACUGUCUUCUUGUUGUCGCUCUCUGGGAGGAAGAAGGGCGAGGAUAUUAUGGCUACACUUUCCCCACAGAUCCGAGGACUUCCCGCAAAUGAGGAUGACUCCAGAGUUGUAAAAGUGAAAGUCAUCGCUGGAAUUGGACUGGCCAAAAAAGAUAUUCUUGGAGCCAGUGAUCCAUAUACAAGGCUGUCCCUCUAUGACCCCAUCAAUGGAGAAAUCACAAGUCUUCAGACUAAAACAAUAAAAAAGACACUGGACCCAAAAUGGAAUGAAGAAUUCUUUUUCAGAGUUAAUCCCAGGAAGCAUCGUCUGCUGUUGGAGGUUUUUGAUGAGAACCGCCUGACACGUGAUGACUUUCUGGGACAGGUGGACGUCCCCUUAAAUCAGAUACCGACAGAAAAUCCUAAUACAGAAAGGCCAUACACAUUCAAGGAUUUUCUGCUUCAUCCACGAAGCCACAAAUCCAGAGUCAAAGGUCAUCUACGUCUCAAAAUGACCUACCUGCCAAAAAACUCUGGCUCAGAGGAGGAAACAGCAGAUCAGACUGAGGACACUGACCCUGGUUGGGAGCUUCUGGAGACUCAGGACAUGUCAGGGCCUAGACAAAGCCAGUUGCUGCCCCCUCUGCCACCUGGCUGGGAAGAGCGUCAGGACAACCUGGGAAGAAUCUACUUUGUCAAUCAUGAGAGCAGAACCACACAGUGGCAACGGCCCACAGUGCAGGACAGUGAUUUGGAGAUGCAAAGAAGACAGAACAAUAACACAGAUGUGGAGCAUGCGUUUAUUACACGCAGACAGAUCUCAGAUCCCGAUGAAAACACCGCGCAGCAAGAGUCUCCUGAGAGCUGGGAGAUCAUUACAGAGGACGAGUCCACGAUGUACCACAGUAAUAACCAACCCAUAUCACCUUCAGCCCACACGCCUGUGGAGUUCCACUCCUUCUGUGGCGACCUGAGAAACAUGCAAGUUUCAGGGGCCACAGCUAGCGAGCAGAGCACCUCCCAGACGGAUCGCGCUAGUAAUUCAAGCCAUUCCAGUCUCAGAGGAAGUGCCCAGACUCCAGCCAGAGAGGAACAUCCUGUUAAUACUGUGCUGUUUCCAACCUCAACUGGGCUGCCUUCAGGCUGGGAGGAGAAGCGGGACAAUAAAGGAAGGCGCUACUACAUCAACCACAUUAGUCGAGCCACAACAUGGACACGACCUCUCAUUCAGCAACCCUCAGAUCUAACAGCAGUACAGAGUGGUGCAGGUUUAUCCCAAAGCCCCACACCAGCCCAAACGAUUGUGUCCCCCGAGGCGUCUCCUCAGCACACCCCAAGCCCUGAGGUCACAUCAGGCUUCUUGCCGGCUGGUUGGGAGGUUCGCAGUGCUCCCAAUGGAAGACCCUUUUUCAUCGACCACAACACAAAGACAACUACCUGGGAAGAUCCCAGGCUAAAGAUUCCUGUACAGAUGCGAAGGAGACCCUCACUUGACCCUGCUGAUCUCGGCGCUCUGCCACCUGGCUGGGAGGAGAGAGUCCACACUGAUGGGAGGAUAUUCUACAUAGAUCACAACACCAGGACCACACAAUGGGAUGAUCCCAGAUUACAGAACUCAGCUAUAACUGGACCAGCUGUGCCUUAUUCCAGAGAUUAUAAACAGAAGUAUGACUACUUCCGGAAGAAGCUGAAGAAACCAGCUGACAUCCCAAACCGCUUUGAAAUGAAGAUGAGGCGAAACGCCGUGCUGGAGGACUCAUACCGACGCAUCCUCUCAGUUAAGAGGGCAGACCUGCUGAAGGCACGACUGUGGGUGGAGUUUGAGGGAGAAAAAGGACUGGACUACGGUGGCCUGGCCAGGGAGUGGUUCUUCCUCAUGUCCAAGGAGAUGUUCAACCCGUACUACGGACUGUUUGAGUAUUCUGCUACGGACAACUACACGCUGCAGAUUAACCCUAACUCAGGUUUAUGUAAUGAGGACCACCUGUCCUACUUCAAGUUCAUCGGCCGUGUGGCAGGCAUGGCUGUUUAUCAUGGAAAACUACUUGAUGCUUUCUUCAUUCGGCCUUUCUACAAGAUGAUGCUGCAGAAACCAAUCACCCUCCAGGACAUGGAGUCCGUUGACAGUGAAUAUUUCAACUCCUUGAUGUGGAUUUUGGAGAAUGACCCAACAGACUUGGAUUUGAGAUUCACCAUUGAUGAAGAGCUGUUUGGACAGACUCACCAGCAUGAACUGAAGCUGGGUGGCACUGAGAUUGUCGUCACCAAUGAGAACAAGAAGGAAUACAUCCAUCUGGUGAUGCAGUGGAGGUUUGUGAACAGGAUACAGAAGCAGAUGACAGCUUUCAAGGAGGGAUUCUUUGAGUUGAUACCACAAGAUCUGAUCAAGAUCUUUGAUGAGAAUGAGCUUGAGCUGCUCAUGUGUGGUCUUGGAGAUGUGGAUGUGAAUGACUGGAGAGAGAACACCAAGUACAAGAACAGCUACUGCUCCAACCACGCAGUUAUCCAGUGGUUUUGGAAAACAGUGCUGCUGAUGGAUGCAGAAAAGCGAAUCCGGCUCUUACAGUUUGUGACGGGAACAUCCAGAGUGCCAAUGAACGGCUUCGCUGAACUCUAUGGGUCUAAUGGACCACAGUUGUUCACCAUUGAGCAGUGGGGAACACGUGAUAAACUCCCCCGAGCCCACACAUGCUUCAACCGGCUUGAUCUUCCUCCUUAUGAGUCUUUUGAGGAACUAAGGGAGAAACUUCACAUCGCCAUUGAGAAUGCACAAGGCUUUGACGGGGUGGAUUAAUGCGGGCGCAGUAAAUGAGCUGAACUGACACUUAAAGUAAAGAGUAAAGCCAAGCAGCAUGAUGUGGUUAUGUUGAUGAGAGAAACAAGCUGUGCGUCAGACUUGGAUCUUAACCUGCCAGCUGUGUGACAGAUGAAGGACAGUCACACAGCCCUCACUUUGGGCCUCUGAUGGGGCACACAUGGACAAAGUUAGACUUUAAAUCUGGAGAGACUGAGUUUUUUAAUUACUCCAUGUGUUGUAAUGUUUACAAAUCAGUUUUUGUUAUUAUUUCAUUCUGUGAUGUAAGUCGCUCAAAAGUGUAUUCACUUUUAUUUGUUCUGCUAAAAUGCUUAAAUAUUUAAAGAACAUGAUUCUGUGAAAUGACAAUAUUAUAGAAGUUAAUGUGAAUGUAAAGCUUAAAAACAUCUAACUUUAAAAAAAAACAAAAAAAAACAUUAGUUUCAUUUGGGCUGAAUUGCCUCAGAGACACACAAUGCUCCGUUUCUCACAUCAGGUACUUGUGAGACUUAAUAGUAGUUAUGUUGCUUCUCUUGGAAAAACUUGUCCCUUUCACUACAUGACUACAUGUUAAGUGAACAGUCCAAAAUCCCUUUAAACAUGACAUUCAGAGGUUUUAAAAAUUAAAAGAUGAAACCAAUUACAAAUAUUUGACUUCAUACCUGUUUUGACAUUUAUACAUUAUAACAAAAGAAAUAAAGAAACAGACAAUGCUUAAGGAAGAAAGAAAAAGACCAUUCAUCAUAUCAAGAAGAAAGACUAUAUAUAUAUAUAUAUAUAUAUAGUGUAUAUAAUGGUAAGAAAGAGAUAAAUAAGUAAACUAAAUAAUAAUGCUUUUACUGUUGUAGAGCAAAGUAACAUAGCAGUAUUUCCAGAUUAAGAUUUAUUAGGUUUCCUCCUCAUUGGCCAUAUGUCACAGGCAUCCACUUCUGGUAUUUAAGUACUUACAACAUGAACCGGGUGAACCGGUCUGAUAUAAACAAUCUGCCUUGACCAUAUAGUGGUAAAUUGAUCUUGGUGUACUCUUAGUGAAUAUGUCAAUUUCUCCAUUGUAUAUUUUUGGUGAACUAGCUCCAUCUAGCCCUCAGUCAAGGAGGCUUGGGCCUUUAACCAUUUGCAAGUUAUGGCUUUUUACCUUCAGCCAGUAGAAUUGUUGUAGGACUCUAUUUGGGUUUAUAUUAUAUAGAUAUUACAUAGAUACAGAACAUCGAAUCAGAAAGGAAUGGAGGUUCUCAAUGCCUCCUCUAAAGUCCGGUGGAUAUUCUUCCAGUUGGUGGCCAGGACAUGGCAAGACCAAAAGAUAUGAUAAUGAUUCAAAUUUUUGGCCUGGCAUUGCCUCUAACAGUCCAAGUUGAUAGUUGUGUAUCGCUUCUGUAGAGGGGUAAUGAAGAAUCUAACCAAAUUCUCCCAACAAAUCUCACUCCAAAUAAGGGAAUUUUGUAGUUUUCCACUGUGUUUGGCAAAUCAUUUGCCAUUCGUGCCCAGAGAGAACCCUGUUACUUCACCUGUCCCAUUUCUCUUUGACAGGAAAAGGCAGCCGUAUAUCCUGGAAAUAAUUUUAGUGUUGUAUUCAGUCAUAGGCAGAUACAAAAAAAAUUCCUUAUUCUAUUCUCUGAGUUUUCCAAAUUAAUGUCUUUUAUGACUGUUCUCAAAAAAUGUUGUAUUUGGAGGAAACUCUAGAAAUCUUGCUUUCAAAAUUAUAUUCUUCCUUCACAGUCUGAAAACUCUUUAGUACUCCCUUAUGUACCAAAGUACAGUAAGCUGUAACCCCUUUCCCUGCCCAUAUAUUAGAUCUUGUCACUCUAAUUGGGGGUAUAUGACAUUUUAAACAACAAAACAUGAAUAUAGAUUGGUAAUUCAACCUAAAUAAAACAGAUGUGAAGAUGUUUUCUCUCCCAUUUUCUUGUCAUUUAAAGUCUAUAUAUAAUUAUACAUUUUUCAUUCCAGUAUAUUAGAAACACUGAUGCAAUAAAUCCAAAAUAUAUCUGAAAAUGUGCAGGUUAUAUACAGGUUUGAGCAACUGCACUUAAACAAAGUGUGUCAGUGUAUCAAUUAAGCAUUAUAGUAGUGAUGUACCAAUAUCAGGACCAGUUAAAGGCUAAACUAAUAAUACUGUUGGUAUCUGUGAAGUCCACAGAUCGAAAAAAGUGACUACAUGCAGUGUUAGACUGUUCUGAAAUCCUUUGCAUAAUUGUACAUAUUUACAUAACAAUUGAAUAUCAUUUGAUUUUUGAGUUUAACAGAUAUUACUUACUUACUAAUACUUAUCUUGUACAUGCAAAUAUAACUUUGCUUUCUACAAACUGACAAAGCAACUGUUGUUUGUAAAUAAUAAAAGUACAAACAAUUAUCAUUAUCAGUAGCUAUUCAUACCCAAGUUCAACACUGACUGUUUAAAAAAAAAAGAAUAAAUGUAUGAAUUUACAUUAUAUACCCUGAGCAGUAGCUUACAGAAACCAUCUCAGACAGACUGACCUUAUACAGUAUGUUAAACAUGUUUUGUUGCCUUUUGUCAAUGAGUGAUAUCAUUUUUGUUUUCUUCUACUCAUCAUGGGUGUCUAAUUGCAGCACAAUGCUCUAUUUUUAAGAGUACAACUUUAAAAUUUGUUUUGUUGGUUGUCAAAAUGUGUACAGAUUAUUGUUUUCAAAAUGUGUAAUCACUUGUAAUACCUUUAUAAGAAAGUAACAUUUAACAUUUUCUGAUGGUAAAACAUGUGUUUACACUGCCUGCCAUGUUUACAGGUUGUUGAUAAAGGAAGAUGUUGUGGGCUAGUUCUUGUCUCUGACAACACAAUUUUAUACUUAUGCUUUUAUAAAGUGAAGCACUUUGUUAAUAUCGGAGUCUUACUUCUGAACUGUCUGAAUCUUUGCCAAUCUGUCAUCUGCCGACUGCUUAAAUCGCCCUUUAAAAGCAUGAUCCUGUGCUUCAAGUGCACAUGUGUUCAAAUGUUUACAUGUGAACAUUGCUGAAAAUAAGCACAUUCUCUUCUUUCACUGAUAUUUAAAAUUAAAUACCAAGGCCUUUGUUUGUAAUAUAUUGUAGAAUCUGAUUGUGUUUAUUGAUGUUAUAAUCUCUAAAUGGAAGUCCUGUUAUAUAUGUAUUGUUCUCUUCUGAAGAAUAUUGAAUAGAUCAACACUUCAUUUCUGAUAUAUCAAAUUUUGUUAUUAUACAAUUGAAUUAUAACACCUAUAAGUGCAUUACAACAACAACAUACCUGCAGCAUAUAUAUAUAUAUAUAUAUAUAUAUAUAUAUAUAUAUAUAUAUAUAUAUAUAACAGUUAAGAGGGUGAAAUGAACUGUAGCUGUUAAAUCCCAAUUUGAUGACCUAUAGCACACCAAAUUGAAUAUAAAUAUAUUUGAAGGAUAAUAAAAUACAAAAAUAAUC